Molecule: messenger RNA, 600 nt
Organism: Phytophthora sojae
Lineage: Eukaryota; Oomycota; Peronosporomycetes; Peronosporales; Peronosporaceae
Exons: 2
Coding region: 1-600 (199 amino acids)
Biological process (GO): ribosome biogenesis; snoRNA guided rRNA pseudouridine synthesis
Cellular component (GO): box H/ACA snoRNP complex
Molecular function (GO): box H/ACA snoRNA binding
Source: RefSeq, a predicted model, not a curated record
AUGUCGUUUCGGGGAGGACGCGGAGGCGCUCGCGGAGGACGCAGCGGACGUGGAGGCGGCCGUGGCGGAGGCCGCGGCGGCGGCUUCCGCGAGCCCGAGGGCCCGCCGGCUUUCGUCGUCGAGCUGGGCUCCUUCAUGCACGCGUGCGAGAACGAGAUGGUGUACAAGAGCACGAACGACAAGGUGCCGUACUUCAACGCCGGCGCCUUCCUGGAGAACAAGACGCGCAUCGGCAAGGUGGACGAGAUCCUCGGCUCCAUCAACGAGGUCAUGUUCACGGUGAAGCCCGACACGGGCGUGUCGGCCUCGUCCUUCCAGACUGGCGACAAGGUCUUCAUCAGCCCCGACAAGCUGCUGCCGCUCGCCCGGUUCACCGAGAAGCCCGGCAAGAAGCCUGCUGGUGCCGGUGGCCGCGGCGGCCGUGGCGGUGCUCGCGGUGGACGUGGUGGCGGUCGCGGCGGCGGCCGUGGCGGAUUUGGUGGACGUGGCGGAGGCCGCGGCGGGUUUGGCGGACGUGGCGGCGGCCGUGGUGGCUUCGGCGGCCGUGGUGGAGGCCGUGGCGGCUUCAGCGGACGCGGUGGCGGCCGUGGACGCUAUUAG